Maniola jurtina (meadow brown) is the source of this 2615-nucleotide messenger RNA. RefSeq names its product tubulin beta chain-like. Bases 279 to 1646 code for a protein of 455 amino acids. Gene Ontology annotation, molecular function: GTP binding; GTPase activity; structural constituent of cytoskeleton. The record is from RefSeq and is a predicted model, not a curated record. The transcript is spliced from 13 exons. Gene Ontology annotation, biological process: microtubule cytoskeleton organization; mitotic cell cycle. Lineage: Eukaryota; Metazoa; Arthropoda; Insecta; Lepidoptera; Nymphalidae. Gene Ontology annotation, cellular component: cytoplasm; microtubule.
AUAGGUUGAGGGGUCUUAUUAAAAUGGACGUGUAAUUCUUCGCAGCCAAUUUAAAAUGACCUUCUUGGAAGAACACUUUCUACGCCAAUAAGUGCUCUUCUGAAUUUGGUAAUAUUAUCGUCGUUUUAUCAGUGGCUACUUGGUAGUACGAUAAAGUUUCGAUAAAAAUGUGAAGUUAAGUUAAUUUUACAAAUUAUCUAGUGCAUUUUUGGUUUUGGAAGUUGGAAAUUGUAGUUUUUUAGUGUUUUGAUACGUUGGAUUGUUAUUUAUUGUUCAAAAUGCGUGAAAUAGUCCACGUACAAGCAGGACAGUGCGGCAACCAAAUUGGUACCAAGUUCUGGGAGGUGAUAUCAGAUGAGCAUGGCAUAGACCCGACCGGCCAUUACAAGGGCGUCAGUGAGUUGCAAAGAGAGAGACUCAACGUCUACUACAAUGAGGCCGCUGGAGAGCGAUAUGUGCCCCGAGCAGUUCUGGUGGACUUGGAGCCUGGGACCAUGGACUCAGUACGAGCGGGGCCUUAUGGACAACUGUUCAGACCAGACAACUUUGUGUUUGGCCAGAGUGGAGCCGGCAACAACUGGGCUAAAGGCCACUACACUGAAGGCGCGGAGCUGGUGGACUCAGUUCAAGAUGUCAUCCGGAAGGAAUCGGAAGGAUGCGACUGUCUCCAAGGGUUCCAACUGACUCACUCCCUGGGAGGAGGUACUGGCUCCGGUCUGGGGACGCUACUCCUCAGCAAGAUCAGAGAGGAGUUCCCUGAUAGAAUCAUGUGCACUUUUAGUGUCGUGCCUUCGCCUAAGGUUAGCGAAGUGGUCUUGGAGCCCUACAACGCGACGCUCUCGGUGCACCAACUGGUGGAGAACACCGACAUGUCCUUCUGUAUCGACAACGAAGCGUUGUACAACAUCUGCUUCAGAACGCUCCGCUUGAGCAGCCCUAGCUACGGGGAUCUGAACCAUUUGAUAUCGCAUACGAUGUCCGGUGUGACCACAUGUUUCCGUUUCCCGGGACAACUGAACGCGGACCUGCGCAAGCUUGCUGUCAACAUGGUGCCCUUCCCACGGCUCCACUUCUUCAUGCCAGGGUUUGCGCCGCUCACUGCAAGGAACUCCUUCAACUACCGUCCACAGAACGUGUCUGAGCUGAUGAGUCAAAUGUUCAACCCUGGUAACAUGAUGACGGCUUGCGACCCUCGCCACGGCAGGUACCUGACCGUGGCCACCAUCUUCCGAGGCCGCAUGUCCAUGAGAGAAGUGGACGACCAAGUACUGGCUAUACAGAAUAAGAACUCCAGUUACUUCGUAGAAUGGAUCCCGAAUAACCUCAAAGUGGCGGUGUGCGACGUCCCUCCACGCGGACUCAAGAUGUCCGCCACCUUCAUCGGCAACACCACCGCCAUACAGGAGAUAUUCAAACGCAUCUCUGAACAGUUCACUGCCAUGUUUAGGAGACGGGCUUUCCUCCACUGGUACACAGGAGAAGGCAUGGACGAGAUGGAGUUCACGGAAGCUGCGAGCAACAUGGCUGACCUCAUCUCCGAGUACCAGCAGUAUCAGGAAGCUAACGUGGACGACGACGAAGAAUUUGACGAGGAAGAAGAAGAAGAACCAGCGGAAUUGGAGAAGGACGUCCACAUGCCGCUCUAAUGUCAUUUGUCACAUUUGCCGUCACGUAAACACCUUGAAAUACCUCUGUAGUGUAAUUGUUGCACAUGUCAUCACGUAAACACACCUCUGACUUUGACAUGUCACUCUAGUGACAUUGUCACACCCGCUGUCACAUAAGCAGACAUCCUGACAUGCCAUUUUAAUGUCACACAAGAUUGUUGUUGUUUUGUUUGACUGUCUUAGUACCACUAAAUCUGUUGGAAAAUCCUGUGUUAAGAACUCGGACAUCCAUACUCCCUUUCGGGUAUACGCGUCUGACAAGUUUACAUAAUUCUUUGUCUGAGGUUCAGAAUAACUUGUAAAGAAUAUUGGAUUAAAGUAUUAUUUUGAUAAUCGAAUCGAAAAUAAGACAAUAAUAUGGCGAAAGGUCAUUCCUAUUUUAAGUUUGAACGCAAUAUAAUUAUGUAAAUUCUGGUUGACCAUGUAGACUUAUGUCUGAUAAAGGUCAACAAUUAGUGCACACUAUUAUGUCCCGCUCGAUUGGCUCAGACCUCAGCCCUACCGUUAUCAACACACGAAUCGUGUGCGGAUAGGCCAGUGUUCCGGUAGUAGUAGGUAAUUUAUUCAGUUCGCAUGUACAGUGACGGGGUUGUGUCAAUGGUCUGUGCCGCCGCGCAUUGGUUCGUCAGUCAAUCUUUCACUUCGCUAGCUGUAGGAAAGAAUACUGCAACCAUGUGUAGUGCAUACAUUUUGAGAUCUUGCUCGCCAUUAUAGCUGUAAAUGUAUGCACUAUGCCCGUGCGCAUCUUCAUUGUCGAACAGAGGUAUUUUUACGUGGCACUUUACUGUAUUUUGUAGUUUGUUUUGUUUGAACUUGAUGAUUAUAUUGAUUUUUACUUGUUUAUUAAUGCUGAUUAUGAUUAUUAUUAAUGAUUGAUAAAUAAUUUGUUGAAAGGUCUUAGCAUAUAGUAACGGGUAUUUUACUAAGUGAUUUGUUACUUGGAUAUAA